UGGGCUUUAAUAAAGGCAAAGGAGUAUCCUGGCUUUAAUUUUAAAGCUUGCGAUACAUGGAUCAGCACGUUCAAACGACGAAAUAGAAUUUCAUCUAGAAAAGUUCAAAAACUUGUCAAGAGAUCAACAGUGAAGGAGAUGGACCAAAUUCUUCAACAAACAGAAAAUUUUCGACACCAUAUCCAACCACUAUUGAAUAUUUAUGAAAAAGAAAAUAUCUGGAACACGGACCAAACUGGAUUUAAGUACGAAAUUUUGUCUAAUCGAACUUUAACAUGGAAAGGAGAAAGAACAACCAUCGGGACUGCAUUCUCACCGAAGAAUAAGGUCACGCAUUCGUACACCGUCCAAUAUAUUAUUGCCUAUAAUGGCUCAAUUCUUCCUCAGGUGUAUGUUUGUUUACAAGAAAUAGGUGGAACAUUUGGCCCCGUAGUACAAAGAAGUAUAUUUACUGCCCCAAAUUUAGUCAUUGCUUCAAGCAAAUCAGGAAAAUUAAGCAACACUUUAGUAGCGGAUUUUUUGGACAGAAUGGUCGUGCCACAUGCUGAAUAUAAUCAAAUUCUUUAUAUAUUGGACAAUUGGACUGGACAAACUAAUAUGCAGUUGUACGACGAAAGGUUUGAAGAUAAAGAGACCUUCGACUUCAAUCUAAAAUUUGUUCCGGAAGGCUGCACGGACCUUUGCCAACCAUUGGAUACGUAUUUUCAUCGACAGUUGAAAUUUAUUGUAAAACAGUUUUACUACUUUGACUCCUUGCAUUGUCCUCAUGAACAAGAAUUGUCAGAAUUGUGCACACGUAAUGGAAUUUUAAAACUCCAGUCAUUGGUUCACUUUCUCUUAAGUGCACCAGUGUUUUUACCAAUGAUUCGUUAUUGUUGGUACUCGAGUGGGUUGUGGGCUGAUGGUGAAAAACCUAACUUUAAAAAUGUCAGUGAAGUUUGUUUUCAAUCCAAAGGGACUGAUUGUAGCGUAUUUGACUGUACUGUUGUUCCAUUCAUUAGUUGCAGUUGGUGCAAAUUUUCUUUUUGUUUUAAUCAUUUUUAUAUUAAUUAUCACAUGAGUAGUUGUACUAAAAGUCCAUAUAAUUAA
Messenger RNA from Folsomia candida, 1089 nucleotides. RefSeq lists its product as uncharacterized. The transcript is spliced from 2 exons. The record is from RefSeq and is a predicted model, not a curated record. The coding region runs from base 139 to 1089 and encodes 316 amino acids. Lineage: Eukaryota; Metazoa; Arthropoda; Collembola; Entomobryomorpha; Isotomidae.